AUGCGAAUCGUCAAAUCUCAAAACCCCACGCCAUAUAUUCUUUCUUCCUUGUCAAAGGCAAAGUCAGGUUCGGUUCAACGACUGCAAUUACAUACAUACAUAUAUACUUACACCAUCAACGACCUUAAAUAACUGGCCGCCUUUUGUCACUUUUUCAGGGGUUUCACUGUUCUUGUUGAUUCAAUCAAUUCAAAUUUCAAGAUUUUUGGUCCAAUUUUUUACUUGUUCUUUGUUAAUUUGUUGAGUUGGAGAUACUAUAAGCUUCAAUUUUUUGAGCUUUUUUGUUUGAUAACCUUUGAAUCAAAGCUUACUAGGGUUUAUAUUACUGUAUUGAUCCGAAUAAUCGUUGAUUCGUUAGUAAUUCGGGUUUCUUUUAUGGAAGUUUGAGUGCGUUAAUUCAUUGAGAAUGACUGCUUUUAUGUUUAGUCUACUGUUGUUCAUGCAAGUAUCGAGAUCCUUUGCUUCCGGUCUCGAAGUAAAGUCGAAGAUUUGCGGCACUGAUCGCUUAGAGUAUUCGAAUUCAUUCGGUCGUGUACUGUUUUAUUUGAAUGGUAAUCUGGUAGAUAAAGUUCUGUUCUGUAAGGCCCUGCAGUUUCACCAUGCAGAGCAUUGUGCGUUUGAAGGUUAUAUCGGAACUGAUUAUUGUGGGUUGGACCUUUCAUCAGUUGAAUUGUCCGUGGUAAGAAGAAAAUUCUUGCGGGAGCAAAAGAAGAAAGAUGAUAAUCCGGAGGGGAAGAAAUAUUCAGCCUCGUCCAAAGUCGGGAUAGCAGCAUCGGGAAUUGUUUUGACAUGUUGUGUUUUUAUCUGCCCAUGUGUUUAUAGGAAAAAGAGAGAAACCGCCUCUACUGUUCUUAAAAAGGAGCCGAAUUCAAGUGAUUCGACGUCCCCUUUAGAUGUGAAUAUUUAUGUUCCUCAUGAAAAGGUUCCUCCUACUUCUUCAGUAUUCUCAGUGUCUCCAAACCUCAAUAGAACUGGGUCAGUGCAUCUCAAUCUAGCACAGGUCACCAAAGCUACCCGUAAUUUCUCACCAGCUCUACAGAUAGGUGAAGGGGGGUUCGGAACUGUCUACAGGGCUCAGCUAGAUUCCGGUCAGGUGGUUGCCAUUAAACGAGCAAAGAAGGAACAUUUCGAGAAUCUGCAAACUGAAUUCAGCAGUGAAGUUGAACUUCUAUCCAAGAUUGAUCAUAGGAACCUUGUGAGGCUUCUUGGUUAUGUCGAUAAAGGAAAUGAACGGCUUAUUAUUACGGAAUAUGUACCGAAUGGUACUCUAAGAGAUCAUUUGGAUGGUCAACGCGGCAAAAUCUUGGAUUUCAAUCAGCGACUUGAAAUUGCCAUUGAUGUUGCUCAUGGCCUUACCUAUCUCCAUCUUUAUGCAGAGAAGCAAAUUAUUCAUCGAGAUGUGAAGUCGUCCAACAUUCUUCUUACGGAAAGCAUGAGAGCCAAAGUGGCUGAUUUUGGAUUCGCGAGACUUGGUCCCAUGGAUUCGGACCAAACACAUAUUUCAACCAAAGUGAAAGGAACGGUUGGUUACCUUGAUCCCGAGUACAUGAAAACCUAUCAACUCACGACCAAGAGUGAUGUGUACUCAUUUGGGAUUUUACUUAUCGAAAUUCUGUCCGGCCGUCGUCCUGUGGAUCUAAGGAGACCUGUUGAAGAGCGCAUCACACUUAGAUGGGCAUUCCGUAAGUUUAACGAAGGACAAGCCGUGGAACUAGUGGAUCCUAUGAUGGAAGAAGCUGUUGAUGCGGAGAUAAUAGUGAAGAUGUUUGCAUUGGCAUUUCAAUGUGCAGCACCCAUAAGACACGAUCGGCCGGAGAUGAAAUUCGUGGUAGAACAUUUGUGGGCAAUAAGAGCCGACUAUCGUCGGAGUUCGAGAUGAGGCUAAGCACAAAGAGAGGCUUUGAAAGUAGUCUUCUCUCCCCUUGAUUGUUAAUUUGUUCUGCCCUCGGUUCAAGCUUUUCUGUAAAAACCGGAAUUCGUAUUUAGCCGGAAGCUGUGAUGGAACUUUUGCCUGGUUUUCUUGCUUCAAGUAUCUCAGAGUGUCAUUUGUGGCUAAGCUUAAAAAGUAAAUAUGUAGAUAUAUUUACUCACCUGUAUGAUUUAGAGGCUUCACUUUUUCCAGUUCAAUUUUAUUUAUAUAUAUUCAAAGUUUUUCUA
Gossypium raimondii (Peruvian cotton) is the source of this 2157-nucleotide messenger RNA. Its product is annotated as calmodulin-binding receptor-like cytoplasmic kinase 3. Gene Ontology annotation, molecular function: protein kinase activity; ATP binding. The record is from RefSeq and is a predicted model, not a curated record. Gene Ontology annotation, biological process: protein phosphorylation. NCBI's taxonomy places the organism in Eukaryota, Viridiplantae, Streptophyta, Magnoliopsida, Malvales, Malvaceae. The transcript has 8 exons. Bases 407 to 1879 code for a protein of 490 amino acids.